CUCACUUUCCCAUUUUGGACAAUUUGUGUGGCUCACAUUCAUUUUACUUUUUCCUUACACAAUCACAACCAUACAUUUCCACUUUAUUCCACUUUCUUAAUAAGCGUGCCAAGUCAAACCGGGAAGAAUUUUUAGGAAUGGAGGGAGUAUAUAAAACAUGUAUUAUAUGCCGUAUGUAUUUUUAAAUUGUGAGAUGUUUAAAACACGUUCGUAUCUUUAUUCAUUUCAAGAACGUUAAACGGAAACUGUCGCUCAUAAGUGACUCAUCACUCAUCAGCUCAUCUCUUUAUCAAUCUGCCACGCGGCCCUACGCUUUAUUGAAGAAUGGCGGCAUCUGCAAUCAAAGCUGGUGCGCUGGUAAUGUUACAAGAGCUGAAUCCCUCUUCGCCGUUCUUUAAGCAAGGGGCCUCACUCAGAGUCACCGGGAAGCUACAAGAUUAUGAUGUCCAGACAGCCUGUGCAGUAGUUGUUGAUGGGAAUGCCUCCUUAAAGAUAGACACACAGCACUUGAAUGUCAAUAUCCGCCCUGGUUCCAUCUACCAAUUCAUUGGAGAACUGUAUAUUGAUCCCAGUAAUGAGGCGAUCUUGAAAGCACGAGUAGGAAGAAAUGUGGAUGGCAUGGACCUUAAUCUCUAUCAUCAGUCAUUGCAACUAUUGAGAAAUUUCAUGGAUGAACAAACACUUAGCCGCACACAAUAGAAGUUUUUGCAGGUGAACGGAGUGUGAUUCAGAAAGAUAAUGUUCUUGGUAGAGUGAUUCGAGUGAAUGAGAAUAUUGGAAGGGCUGGGACGGGGAGACAGAAUUGGGUUCUUACCAUGGCGGGAGGGAACAAGACUCGUAACGAGGAGGACGAAGCAGUAGCUAUGGGGGAUUCUGUUGGUGAAAGAAGCGCAGGAGGGUGUGGGAGGAGGACAAAGGCGUGGAUGCUGGGAGAGACAACAUGGCUCUCGGUGGUCCAAAAAACGCAAAAGGGGCGGGUCUAGGCUCUUCGACCCGCCGAGAGCUUUGAAGAUGAUUUUGCUUAAUGAAGCACGGGGGAAGCCCCUCGGGUUGCUGAGGGUGCAGCUCAAUUUCCACUUUUAUGAUUUUAUUUUUGUCUUUUAUUUGGAUCAGAUUGUGUUUGUUUUUGUCGUUUAUGGUUUUUUUUGUCAGACUCUUGCAUUAGGAUUGGGCGAUGAGAGAUCUUUCCUUACCGUGUUAGGCUCAUUUAGACCCAUUACAAGAUCAACGAGUCAUAUUGCUUUUUAGGGGUGAUUGACUCUAAGUCUGGUUCGAGAAUCGGCGGGUGGAAGUGGUCCUUUUAUCUUGUUCUCCUUCCGAAUGCUGUGAAUCUGUGAUAUCAAUGGCCUUUUCCCAAAAACGGCAUUUUGAUAUGGUCAAAUGUGUGACAUGCGUGAGAUAAAUUAUAGUGCGAUU
This is a messenger RNA of Cuscuta europaea, 1416 nucleotides long. NCBI's taxonomy places the organism in Eukaryota, Viridiplantae, Streptophyta, Magnoliopsida, Solanales, Convolvulaceae. The record is from the annotation of a GenBank genome assembly.